AUGAGUUAUGGGCGCAUUUCAUCCUCAACAUCCAGAAAUGUGAUUGAUUCGCAAGUUUACACAGGAUUUGCGAAGCUUCUAUGCGCGUGUGGAGACGAAGCAAUACUGCGUAGUGCGAAAACCGUAAACAACUAUGGAAAGUUAUUCUGGGGAUGCAAGCAUUUUAAGGGGAAUUCCAAUUCUGGGUGUGGUUUUUUCGAAUGGUUCCAUGAAGAAUGUAGAGAUGAGAAGGAAGAAACCUUGAUGAAGCAUGAAUGGAAGAUUCAGGUGCUAAGCCAAGAGAUGGAUGUUGUCAGGAAAGAGACAGAAGAUUUAAAGUUGAAAACAUUGGAAUUGGAGGAGCUAAUUGAGAAGACAAAGAAAUGGAAGAGCAUUUGA
Vicia villosa (hairy vetch) is the source of this 378-nucleotide messenger RNA. RefSeq lists its product as uncharacterized. Bases 1 to 378 code for a protein of 125 amino acids. Gene Ontology annotation, molecular function: zinc ion binding. NCBI's taxonomy places the organism in Eukaryota, Viridiplantae, Streptophyta, Magnoliopsida, Fabales, Fabaceae. The record is from RefSeq and is a predicted model, not a curated record. The transcript has 2 exons.